Molecule: messenger RNA, 2484 nt
Organism: Gekko japonicus
Lineage: Eukaryota; Metazoa; Chordata; Lepidosauria; Squamata; Gekkonidae
Gene: SLC35C1
Product: solute carrier family 35 (GDP-fucose transporter), member C1
Exons: 2
Coding region: 367-1479 (370 amino acids)
Biological process (GO): protein O-linked glycosylation via fucose; GDP-fucose import into Golgi lumen
Cellular component (GO): Golgi apparatus
Molecular function (GO): antiporter activity
Source: RefSeq, a predicted model, not a curated record
AGGAAGUGAGGGACGGGGCUUUCUUCCUGGGUCCCCGGGGUGUAGGGCUGUGCUUGGCAGUCCUUUGCAGUGCCCGCGUUCCCUGGCGGUUCUUCCCCAUCCCGAUUCCGUGCAUGUUUCUUUGGAAGCAUAGCCCUUUAUUGCAAUGGGCUUUACAGCCAAGUCAGCCAGCUUCGGAUCGCAGCGUUCUCUCUCGCGCUGACCUUCCAGAUCCCGCAAGGAUCCGAAAGUGCCCUGUGCGUGUGUGUGCCUGCUCAGAGUGAGAGUGGAAUCUUGCCAUGCAUGGCGGUGACCUGAGCGGCACCCUCUGCUAGUGAGUAUUUGCCAGGCAGCUUCCUGCUUCUCUAAUUCGCCUCCCUCCUUUCCAUGAUGAACAGGAUCCAGCUGAAGCGAUCCGGGAUCCUCAAGAUGGCCCUCAGCGGCUCAUCAGACCCCCUGCUCGAGCAGGAAGAGGGGGAGGUUGGUAACAAGCAACCCUCGUUCCUGAUCAGGGCCGUGCGGAUCGCCACGGUAGUCUCUAUGUACUGGUUUAUCUCCAUCACCAUGGUGUUCCUCAACAAGUACCUGUUGGGCAGCCCCUCGCUGCGCCUUGAUGCCCCACUUUUUGUCACGUUCUACCAGUGCUUUGUCACCGUCCUCAUCUGUAAGGUGCUGAGCCUUCUGGCCUCCUGCUGCCCAUCAAACUACUUGGACUUCCCCUCCAUCCGCAUGGACCUCAAGGUGUCCCGCAGCAUCUUGCCCCUCUCUGUGGUCUUCAUUGGCAUGAUUACCUUCAACAACCUGUGUCUCAAAUAUGUUGGCGUGGCUUUCUACAACGUAGGUCGCUCCCUCACCACUGUCUUCAACGUGCUGCUUUCUUACCUGCUGCUGAAACAAACCACUUCCCUCUAUGCCCUUUUAGCUUGUGGGGUGAUCAUAGGUGGCUUCUGGCUUGGUAUAGAUCAAGAGGGAGCAGAAGGUACUUUGUCAUGGGCCGGCAUAGUCUUUGGAAUCCUGGCCAGUCUCUGUGUCUCACUGAAUGCUAUUUACACUAAAAAAGUUCUGCCUGCUGUAGAUGGCAGCAUCUGGCGUCUGACUUUCUAUAACAACAUCAAUGCCUGUGUCUUGUUCUUGCCUUUCAUGUUGCUCUCUGGUGAAUUUCAGAGCCUGUACCACUUCGAUAAGCUGGGAAGCCUCUAUUUCUGGGGCAUGAUGACCCUGAGCGGGCUGUUUGGAUUUGCCAUUGGUUAUGUGACAGGGCUCCAGAUAAAAUUUACUAGCCCUCUAACACACAAUGUCUCUGGGACAGCCAAGGCAUGUGCCCAGACAGUACUAGCUGUCUGCUACUAUGAAGAAACCAAGAGCUUCUUAUGGUGGACUAGCAACAUGAUGGUGUUAGGUGGCUCCUUUGCCUACACGUGGGUGAAAGGGCUGGAAAUGAAGAAGGUCCAGGAGGAACCUGUUCCAAAAACAAAUGAAAAAAGUGAGACUGGUGUCUAAAUUAAUCUAGCCUGCACCUCACUAUGUGCAUGUCUCCCAGUGUGCAUGGAACUGAGCCUCAUUAGAAAGAGAGACUGAGUUUGAGGCCUGCAAGGCAGGAAGAUCCUGUGGCCUGAAAGCAGUGGGAGCAGAUCCAAAGUCCUCCACACUUAAAGAGAGUUUACUGCAGUAAUCAUGGUAAAAGGGGAAAGGGUGUGAUACAUAGAAGGUGACAUGGUGGUGGGAUGGUUAGCUCCAGUAAAGAUCUCUGUGUCUACCAAUGCACUUUUUAAAAUGGCUGCUGUCCCCUGUAGGUCCUACCUAUGUGUAAUUGGGUUGUUCAAUGACCAAUGAAUGCUAGUUGGGUUGUGGCUGUAGUCCAAUCUGGAGUAUGCUCUCUGUGUAGGUGCAUCUUGGCAUCUUGCAAAACGUACUGAGCAACUCAGUGUAUUUAUCCUUAGAGCCAGUCUCUUGGCCAGCUAAGGACACCCAAGGUUGGUUGUUGACUCCUCCUGCCCUUGUGGGGCAUAUUUGUACUAAGAAACGUAAGGCCUUCUGUCAGUGAAUAGAAAUAGUCUGGAAGCACUCGAGUGUAUGAGUUAAAUAAAUGCUGAAAAGCAUUUCAGUCAGUGACAUUCUUUCCAGCAAGUUUACUUGCAGGGGGAAGUCUUUCCUCUUGGUUGCCUCACUCUAGUAGUCCUGAACAGAAAUGAAGGUCAGUAUAAGAAGAAACAGGCUUUGGAAUGUCUUCAGAACUGGUUUCCUCAAAACUCAUGGACAAAUUCUAGCUCCAGUUUCUCACAACUCCAAGAUUAGUAAUGAAGUGGGGGAUAUCAGUUGCUGAUCUGACCUAUGUACUUAAUAUACACUGAAAGAAGCAAAAAUGCCCCUUUGUUCUCCAAGCAAAUGGUUUCUGGUUUGUUUGUUUUUACUGUUUCCUUUGCUGAGUGAGCCACUGUGGGCUUUCUGUUUUGUCAGAGAUUUUCUCCAACCCCAACCCACCUCUGCCCCAAUUAUUAUUUUUUA